This is a messenger RNA of Adelges cooleyi (spruce gall adelgid), 750 nucleotides long. RefSeq lists its product as uncharacterized. The record is from RefSeq and is a predicted model, not a curated record. The transcript has a single exon. NCBI's taxonomy places the organism in Eukaryota, Metazoa, Arthropoda, Insecta, Hemiptera, Adelgidae. The coding region runs from base 1 to 750 and encodes 249 amino acids.
AUGUCCAUCCCGCGGUUAGAGCUGUGCGGUGCGUGGUUAUUAGCACACCUUUUGGAUUACGUCUCCAAAAACCUAAAAUCUUUAUCCAUUGGCACCGUAACCGCCUGGACCGAUUCCACUGUUGCGCUGGCAUGGAUUAAAUCCCCUACUAGUAGGUUAAAAACGUUUGUUGCCAACCGAGUCGCCCAGAUUCAGCUGUUGACUAAAGGGUACACGUGGCGUCACGUUCCAACCGAGGAGAACCCUGCUGAUUGCGCUUCACGGGGUCUAAGUCCUCAACAACUUACUAACCAUGACUUAUGGUGGAAAGGUCCUACAUUUUUGUGUCAACCUAAAAAUACUUGGCCAGCUCAAAACGCUGACAGUCCAGACAGCCGUUUGGAAGAAGAGGCGGAAGAGAACCCAAUCACGCUUAUAUCUCAGGUAAAAGAAGAAGAGAGCCGCCUUUUAUAUCAAUCUGAUAAUCUGCAAAAAAUUUUGAGACUUACGGCUUACUGGUUGCGUGUUGGAGAUCAUUUAUUGGGAAAACCUUCGGCUUGUAUUUUCCCUCCGACAGUGGCCGAAACCGAGAGAUCUUUACGAUCGUUAAUACGAUGGACGCAGCGAGUAUUUUUUGCAGACAUCAAAAAAGCUAUUGCUACAGACAAACAAGUACCUGCAUCCGUACGUAAGUUAUCACCUUUCUUAGAUGAGAAAUCGUUAAUCAGAGUAGGUGGUCGCUUGAAAAACUCACCAAUUCCUUACGACUAA